This is a messenger RNA of Lachancea nothofagi CBS 11611, 528 nucleotides long. The record is from the annotation of a GenBank genome assembly. NCBI's taxonomy places the organism in Eukaryota, Fungi, Ascomycota, Saccharomycetes, Saccharomycetales, Saccharomycetaceae.
AUGGGCUCAGGAUUGUCGAAGGUCAUGGAUGACCUUUUGGAAGACACAAACUUUGAUAGAGAUGAGAUUGAAAGGCUUAGAAAGCGUUUCAUGAAAUUGGAUAGAGAUAGCUCUGGUUCUAUAGACAAGGUUGAGUUCAUGUCAAUACCAGGAGUCUCGUCGAAUCCCUUAGCUGGAAGAAUCAUGGAAGUAUUUGACGCAGAUAACAGUGGAGAUGUAGAUUUCCAAGAAUUUAUUUCGGGGCUUUCGAUAUUCAGUGGUAGAGGAAGUAAAGACGAGAAGUUGAAGUUUGCUUUCAAGAUUUACGACAUUGAUAAAGACGGCUAUAUUUCCAACGGAGAACUGUACAUUGUGCUCAAGAUCAUGGUUGGUAAUAAUUUGGAAGAUGAACAGUUACAGCAAAUUGUGGAUAGAACCAUUUUGGAAAGCGAUAAAGACGCAGAUGGGAAAUUGAGCUUCGAGGAAUUCAAGAGCGCUGUCGAAACCACGGAGGUGGCCAAUUCUUUGACCUUACAGUGCGAUAUAUGA